UGGUUUUCUGUAAAAAUGCCAUUAAGUUGGGAACAAUUUUAUGCUGAAAACCCUCCACCCUCUGAUCUCGAUCAGAAAAGGCACUAUGUUCAAGAUUUCUGCCAGAAGCACUUGAACAAUGGAUCACGCAUUGUUCUUAUAACUUCAGGAGGAACAACAGUUCCCCUGGAACAUCAUACAGUACGAUUUGUUGACAACUUCAGCGCAGGAACAAGAGGAUCGGCCUCAGCUGAAUAUUUUCUUGAAAUCGGAUAUGCUGUUAUAUUCUUGUACAGGUUGAAAUCUAUUGAGCCAUAUCUCCGACAUGUUAUGGGCUCAAGAUUUUUGGACAUGCUUGAAAUUGAUAAAUCAGCGGAUAAUACAUCAAUCUCAGUGAAACCAUCAGAGGUGCACAACAUUUUGCCAGUUUUGACAAAGUACAAUGCAGCCAAAGAAUCGCAGAAGUUUCUUCAAGUAGGGUUCACAACUUUAUCAGAUUACCUUUGGCUGCUGAAGACCAUAUGUGAAACCCUUCCAAGUUUUGGGGCACGUGCUAUGAUAUAUUUGGCUGCGGCCGUGUCAGACUUCUAUGUGCCCGCCACACAGAUGCCAACUCAUAAGAUGCAAUCACAAGAUGGUGCUCCCACAAUUCAGUUAGAUCUGGUUCCCAAAAUUCUUCAACCUUUAGUGAGCUCAUGGGUUCCCAAUGCAUAUGUUAUUUCAUUCAAACUGGAAACAGAUGAGAAUAUUCUGAUAAAAAAGGCCAGGGGUGCCCUACUUAAAUAUAAACAUAAGAUUGUCCUUGCAAACUUAAUGGACACUCGCAGAUCUCGGGUUGUGGCAGUAACACCAGAGGAUGAAACUGAAAUUAUUCUUACCGAAGAACAAAAACAAAAGGGACUGGAACUUGAAAAAUUCAUAGUUGAUUACCUAAGCGAAGAACAUUCAAAGUUCAUAAUGGAAAGCACUGCUCAGUAGCCUGUUAUUGUACAUUGAUUGUACUAGUGGUUUUAGUGAGUUACAUAUAGUUGUUUUCUUUUUUUUUUUAAAUUUGCAAAUAUAUUUUUUAAAGAACUUAAAAA
This is a messenger RNA of Frankliniella occidentalis (western flower thrips), 1061 nucleotides long. RefSeq names its product phosphopantothenate--cysteine ligase. Gene Ontology annotation, molecular function: phosphopantothenate--cysteine ligase activity. Gene Ontology annotation, biological process: coenzyme A biosynthetic process. The transcript is spliced from 6 exons. Bases 16 to 957 code for a protein of 313 amino acids. Lineage: Eukaryota; Metazoa; Arthropoda; Insecta; Thysanoptera; Thripidae. Gene Ontology annotation, cellular component: cytoplasm; nucleus. The record is from RefSeq and is a predicted model, not a curated record.